AUGGAAAUCUCUCGAAUUCCUAAUGCUGCCUUGCAAAAGUAUAUUUUUGGCUCUUAUGCCCUCGGAAAGUUGAUCUUGAGUGUCCAGGCAGCAGCCAUACCAGAAAGUAGCAUCAGCAAUGCGCAUUCAAUGGUGUCAGCUUCUCCAACAGACAUGGGAGUACCUACCACUACAGCCCAGCAGCAUAUUGUAUCUGGUUCUACAAUGAGUCUUGCAACCAGUGGAAUCUCAGCAGAUCUUACUGGUCUCGAUCUCUCGCCACUCUAUGGGUCUGCUACACCAACAAUCAAUUCUCUUGCCUCAUCCCAGCCUACUAUACCCGCAACCAUAUCAGCCUCGGCCUCAAUUGAAAAUUGUGGACAGUCUGGCUGUUCUACCAAACCCUCUCAGACGGUUGUGAGUAUAGCCACCACGACUGGUUUGACCGGAUCGUCAGAGAAUUCGACCUCUGGGGGCCUGAGUACGGGCGCAAUUGCAGGUAUUGCAGUCGGCUCUGGUGUCUUGGUGCUCUUUGCCUUGUUCUGUUUCUGGAGAACAAAGCGCAGAAAGCCAAAGUUCGAUCGUGGACGAGGUAUCACACCAUCCAUGUUCUUUGACAAUACCCAAUCCCGUCAAUCGCAGAACCCUCAGAAUCUUCAGACAAAGGAAGGAUCUUCUGGUGAUCGAUUGAGUGCCUAUUCAUUCACAUCCCCAAAUGCUGCAUUUGGUUACUGCCCACAACCACUUUCUGAAAAGACAACAGCAAUGUUGGACCAGAUGUACAAUAUUAAACAAUACAACAAUCCAAAUUCAACAGCAGCCACGGCAGCGGCAGCAGCAGCAGCAGCAGCAUUGGGAAAGAAUGAUGUGCCUGGAAAGAGUACAGCUCGUUUGUCAAAAUACAAUUACCUCACCCAAGUAUUUUCGCAGAUGCGUGCAUCGACUGCAGAAGAGCAAAUACAGCAACAACAGCAACAACAGCAACAACAGUCAUCUGUCAAGGUGAGACAGGUGCGUGAGAAAGAUAUGACCGACCAACCUGAAAUGAGAUCUAGCGGCCCUGAUCGAACCCUGCAUGAAUCUACUGUGCUCGGACCACAUCAACCGGAAGAUGAUCGAGGUUUAUCAGUGAACAGAUCGAUAGUAGAGAUGGCCAAAUUGAACUCUACUUUCAAUAAUAUCAAUACUGAUAAUAAUAACCCUGGUGCUGGAGGUGGAAAUGGAAACGGUUCAAAGUUUGGAGAUGUUCCAGCAAUAUCUGUCAGUCCACCACCACCACCACCGACAACAGCAACAACAGGAGGAGGAGGAGGAGGAGGAGGAGGAAUUAGAUCUACAGAGACAUUACAGCAACCUCAAAAGUAUCAAUAUCAAUAUCAAAACCAAAGUCGAAAUCCAUUCCAGUCACAUCCACAGCAGCAACAGCAGCAAACACCCCCACGAAUUGCGGUGUACAAUGAACAUGAUGAACAAAAGGAAAUUAUCGAUCCUUACCGUGGAAUUGUGAACGGACGGGACAGUAUGAUGUCAGAAGUUAGUCAGUACAGUACCUUUUCGACUGAUACCAACCCAUUCCGUGCCUCUACUGGUAGUGCAGACUCUGUGACUUUGCCUUAUAUUCCCCAGCAGCCACAGCCUGUUGUUCAUUCCCAACGAUACGAGUAUAUUUAA
Phycomyces blakesleeanus NRRL 1555(-) is the source of this 1650-nucleotide messenger RNA. RefSeq lists its product as hypothetical. The record is from RefSeq and is a predicted model, not a curated record. The transcript is spliced from 4 exons. The coding region runs from base 1 to 1650 and encodes 549 amino acids. Lineage: Eukaryota; Fungi; Mucoromycota; Mucoromycetes; Mucorales; Phycomycetaceae.